AUGGAGUGGUUACAGAUGGUAACACCUGAGGAAAUAGUACAUGUAGGUAGGAAGACAAAUACAGUGGAAGAACUAGAGGCAGCCGUAAGGAAGUACGUAGAGAACAGAAUUAAGGUGAAACAUACAUACGACCCUGUAUGCGGUGAAUGUGGUAGUAAGUCUAUUGUGAUGAUAGAUGGAGCAGAUGUAUGUACACGUUGUGGUGCCAGUGAUAUGAAUAACUUUACGUACUAUGUUAGUUACAAUCAUAACAAGGACGACUAUCUUAAAAAGAAAACUUGUCAUAAUAGGGUCCGUUGGUUUGAGAGACAUUUAUUCGAACAUGUUGCUUCUAGGGAUCGGGACAUAGUAAGGGAGCAGUUUAGAAGCAUCGUGAGAUGUAUACAGAGACUUAGACUGCAGAGGGGGCGCAACAUAGUUAGAUAUAAGUUUUACCUGCUGAGGAUAGCCAGCAUGAACGGCAUUUCCUUGAAGAACCCUCCCGAGGACAUUAAGACUCAAUGCAUUGUGGACGUUCUUGAGGAUAGGUUGUAUGGUAAGGUUUUUGUUGAGCUCGGAUGGAAACCUGAGAAUUGUAAAUUUUAUAACAACUGGAAAUUAAAACACUUAAAGAAAUAUUAA
Molecule: messenger RNA, 621 nt
Organism: Paramuricea clavata
Lineage: Eukaryota; Metazoa; Cnidaria; Anthozoa; Malacalcyonacea; Plexauridae
Source: the annotation of a GenBank genome assembly